Molecule: messenger RNA, 1119 nt
Organism: Plenodomus lingam JN3
Lineage: Eukaryota; Fungi; Ascomycota; Dothideomycetes; Pleosporales; Leptosphaeriaceae
Source: RefSeq, a predicted model, not a curated record
AUGCUCUUCCUUCACCCGUGCGCUGUGUUGUAUGUUUUCCUCAAUGAGCCUUUCCUGAUCAAGCGAGCAACGCUUGCACCGUGCCCCAUUGUUAUCUUCUGCGCCUUCAAAGUCGUGUCCUUGAACCAAAAUACCCAACAGAUCAGCAGCUCAUACCUAAUCGACAUCGUUUGGAAUCAUCACUAUAUCGACUUGGCCUUUGCUCAAGCGACCAGAAUCAGCGGCACCAUGACUCAACCAUCCCGUUGUGACAGUCACCUUGGCCUGGUAUCAGUAAAGGGGUUCCUAUCUCGCGCACUCUUCGAAGCCAUGUGCUGCUAUCCCCAACUUCGAACCCGGCUGAUCAGCAUGCAAGACUGCAUGCUUCCGAUACUUGUGGAUCACCCCGAAUUGUUCCUCACUGUAUACAUGACCAGGCAAAAUUCGCCAAUGGAAGAUGACUGCGAGGGACCUGAGACCAAAAGUCCAGACAACACAUCAGGAUCCCCUUCGCGACGAUCAGGUAGACUGUUCGAACCCACACCGCAGAGAGCCGCACAAAGGGCCAGGCUCCUAAGCCCCUACCCCGAGACUCCGACCCAGACGCCUACGCUCUCGAAUGAUGUUCCCAUUGGAGCAGUGUCCUCGAAGAAAUUGAUCCAAGGCUUGCAGGCAGUGCAAGACAAGAUGAAGGACGGCGUUGUUGUGCAGUCCCGAUUUGGAACGCCUGUUGAAGGAGAGCCGGUCAGAGAGAGAAUGAGCAGAUCAGCAGCCCUCAAUAGGCAAUGGGAAGACAGCAGUCCAAGCCAAAGCGAAGAAGAUCCAGCCGAAGCAUUGAAGAAGAGAGUUUGCAGGGCGAAGGACCGAGUGAAGGACUGGAACGAUGGCGCAGGAGACGAGCCGGCCGACACGGAGAUGGAAGACCAACCUCCCAGCGAUCAUGAGCACGAAGAUCAAAGGUUCUCGGACUCAGAGGCCCGACGCCAUUCACAGUCUGACAAAGGGAAGGGACGCGAGAUUGUGGUCGGAGAAGAUGCAAGAAAAGCAGAAGAGGAAAAGCGAAGACGCGACUCGGCGUGGAAGUCGCGCCAAGGCAGUCUAGCCGAUCCUCCGGGCCCUGCGGGUUCCAAAGACAAUUGA